AGGACUCAGAGUGGAAGGGACAGAGCAGUGCUGUGGACACAGACUUCAUUACACACCAUCUCUUAUAUUCUGGAAGUGCUCCUGCCUGAGAAGAUGCUCAUGUCAGAAAAAGAAAGGAAAAGAGAGGCUGGUGCCCUGUUGGAUGUGAAGCUGUUCUUCUCAAGGGACAAGACCACACAGUGAGAAGAGAUAUGAAGGUGUCUGGUUUGCUUUUCUGCCAGGGGUGUGCCCCAUGGCAGGGGGUUCUACUCACAGCCUCCUUCUUAACCUGCUGGUAUCUGUCUACCACUUCCAAAGUCACCAUUGAAUUAUUGCCAUCCCAAGUGGUUGAAGGAGAAGAUGUUCUUUUCCUUGUCAAUAAUCUGCCAGGGAAUCUUACAGCCUUUGCCUGGUUUAAAGGGAGGACAAAUAGGAAACAUGGAAUUGCACUGUAUGCAGUGGCGUCUGACUUAUAUGUACACAGCGAUAGAGAGACAUUGUACAACAACGGAUCCCUGAUGAUCCACAAUGUUACCCAGAAGGACAGAGGUUAUUACACCCUACGAACCUUCAAUAAACAUGCAGAAACUGUAUCAACAACAUUCACAUUCCUCCACGUGAACCCCUUCCUUUGGAACUGUGGGCGCUUGGUCACCUCUUCCCAGCCCCGUAUUGAAUCAUUCCCCUCCAUCGUUACUGAAGGGCAACAUGUUAUUCUACAUGUCUACAAUAUCCCAGAGAAUCUUCAAGGUUUUAUAUGGUUCAAAGGGAUGACCGUGCACAGGCACCUUGAGAUUGGCCGAUACACAAUAGGCAGGAAGUCAAGUGUGUUUGGGCCUGCAUACAGCGGUAGAGAGAAGCUGGAUAGUAAUGGAUCCCUGCGGAUUGAAAAUGUCACUCAAAAGGAUGCUGGAUUAUACACCCUACGAGUACUGGGUACAGAUAUGAAGAGUGAAGAAGCACAUGUAGAACUCCAAGUUAACAACCCCGCUUUUCAGUGCUGUAACCCUAGCACCUCUUCCAAACUCAUGGUUGAAGCAGUGCCUCGAUAUGUUGCUGAAGGGGAAAGUGUUCUUCUCCUCGUCCACAACCUGCCAGAAGAGUUAAUAUCCUUUACAUGGUACAACUCAAUGUAUAGGGUCCCUGCCUUUAAAAUUGUAGAAUUCAAUGUAAUCAGGAAUAUCACCACCUGGGGAGAUGUGUACAGAGGAAGAGAUACGGUGUAUGCCAACGGAUCCCUGAUGCUCCAGGACGUCACUGAGGAAGAUGCAAGAAUGUACACACUAGAAACUUUAAACGUAAACUACACAGUUGAAAGAGCACAUGUGCAGUUUUAUGUAAACAAGCCUGUGACACAACCCUUUGUGCAAAUCACUGACACCACAGCCAAUGCACAAAGAUCUUUGACCUUCACCUGUGUUACACCUGACAUUGCAACCUCCAUCCUUUGGUUCUUCAAUAGCCAUAGUCUGAAGCCUACAGAAAGGAUAACACUGUCCCCUACGAAGUGUGGCCUCCGAAUAGAUGAUGUCAGAAGUGAAGAUGCUGGAAAUUACCAGUGUGUGGUCGUCAACCGAAAUGGUGAUGCAAAGGCCAGUCACCCUAUCAGGUGGCCAUGAUGAGUAAGCGACCUUCCUCUCAUCCUACACUAGAAUGGUGGCGUUUCUUUAUUGAUGGAGCAAAGCUAUGUGGUGAAAAUGAUCAUUUACUACUCAGGUGCAGCCGGCAUGAUGACACAUGCCUGUGAUCCUGGGAUAUACAUGUGUAUAAGAACAAGGCAGGAUUUAAAGUGAGACUCUGUCUCCAAAGCAAAGCACAGACUCAAUACAGCAAACAGGAUCACAAAGUCAUCAACAGCUUAGGUUGUGGAUCAAAUAUAUAGCUAACCAUCUGAAUCCACAAAACCCUCUUUCAGGAACCCCCAAACCUUGGAUGCUUUGAGUCUGCUGUGAUAAAGACAUCCUUUAUUUGCUAAAAUAUAUCCCAUGUUUAACUAAUUCAGCUAACAUUAAUGGUUACUAGAGAUCAUUCAGACAUUCAGUGAAGUGAGAGAGAGUGACAGAAGAAGGGAAUGCAAGGUCUAAAAUUGUGGACAUAACUGUUUGCUACAUAGUUUUGAUCCUCAGCUUGAUUGAUGCACAGAUGUAAAAUCCAUGGUGUAAAUCCUUGCCCCAACCUGCAGGAUUUAAGCAACAGGGGUCUCGGGGAAGGGAGCAACAGUAACAAAUUGUGAUCAGGAGAUGUGAAGGAAGGAGACAAGACAAAAAAUUCUGUUCAAGUCUCAUUUACUCUUGGGAAACAGAGGGCUUAUAAAGCUGAAAACCACAAAUGGUAUUUGCUCAGGUGCACAGGCCAAACAGCCCCUAUCAUAAAAUGCCCCAAGUCAACAGAAGCAAGAUAGUAGAAGAAACAAGAGUGUUAAUUAAAAGAUGAUGGCCCAGGGACAAGACAGAGGCUGAGAUGCCAGUGGCUUUUGGGCCCCAACAAAUCCUGAUUCUGUGAUCUCUAUUCUGAGAGUCGCAUUCACAGUGGGACCUUGCAUGAUUCUUUUUCCUGUUAAUAUGUUUCUUUCUUUUUGUUCUUCUUUUAUCCAUUGCAUUCCUACCACACUUUCCCUUUCCUCCCAUCCUCCCCAACAUCCCCUUCCCUCAGAGCCAUUCUUUUUUUAUUUCCCUUCAAUCAAAAAGAGCAAGCCCUUCAAGGAUAUCAACCAAACACAGCAUAACAAGUUACAGUACCAGUAGGCACAGAGCCUCAUAUCAGGGCUGGGUGAGGUAACCUAAAAAGAGGAAAAGGGUCCAAGAAAAGGCAAAAGAGUCAAAGACAUCCCCCACUCCCAUUGAUAGGAGUCUCAUAAGAACACCUAGCUAUAUAACCAUAGCAUACAUGCAGAGUACCUAGCUCCAAACUAUACAGAGUAUGUGAUUAUUGAUUCAGUCUCUGUUAGCCCCUAUAAUCCCUGUUUAGUUGAUUCUGGGAGAAUGCUUUUCUGAUGUCCAUGAACACUCUGUUUCGUACAACUCCUCCUCCUUCUCUUCUGUGGGGGUUGUCAUGCUCCAUCAAGUAUUAUCUGUGCAUCUGAGUCUGCUCCCAUAGUGGCUGGAUGAUACCUCUCUGAUGACCAUUAGGCUGAGGACCAAUUUAUGACUAUUAAAGAAUAAUAUUAAUAAUUAUUUCAUUAUUUUUUCAUUCCAGUUUGUUUAUAUCCUGAAUCUUUGGGCUGUUCAGUCUCUGGUUCCUAGCCAUUUAGGCUGUGUCAGACAUUGACUCCUUCUCAUGGAUUGGCUUUAAGUUGGAGCAGUCAUUGUUUGUCUACUCCCAAAAUUUCUCUGUUACCAUUACACACACAUUUUGCAGCCAGGACAGUUUGUGGGCCAAAGGUUUUGUGUCUGGUUUGGUGUCCCAGUCCCAAUGUUAGAAACAUUGUCUGGUUACAGGAGAUGGCCAGUUCAGGACUAAUCAUCUUCUCUAGGGUCUUUUUCAAAGUUUUUGGGAGUUUCCAGUGCAGUAGAUUUCCACAUUGCUCCCAAAAUUUCCCCCAAUUCCAAUCCUCUCUUCCAGCACUUUGUCUCUCCCUCCCCCACCCCUCUCCUUGCCUCAUUCCCACCUGUUCUGAUCCACACACACAAUCUAUUCUAUUUCUCUUCCUGGGCAGAUCCAUGGGCCACCCCUUGAGUCUCCUUGUUACUUGGGCUUUCUAUGUAUGUGACAAAACAGGAAACCUGAUUGUGGGCAAUAUUAGUUCACAGAAGUAUAUCUCAUGAGGUUGUAUUUGUUUUUUAUUUCCAGAAAGUUCUGUAGAAUCUUUAGGAUUUUCUAAAAAUAACUUCGUGUGUGUGCAGAUGUACUUUAUAGCCACCUAAUUUUCACUUUUGAUUUCCUUGUGUUGAUAUUGGUCUUAGAGUUUGGAAAGCUGUCAGGUGUCCCCACUGAGUAAUGAGUUGGUUCUGGGUAUUCAUAUGCACCCCUACUGGCACUGGCAGAGUCUUCUAUCCUUAAUGUGGCUGUUUUCAUCAUUAGAAGCUGUUUAUAUUUGUCAAAUGUCUUUAUUCAUUCAGUCUUAUGAAUGUGUCUCUUCUUGCUUCUAUCUGUAGGUUCUGGGCUUCUAGGAAUUUGUCUCCUUCAUGUAAGCCACUCUAUCUUUAGCCCAUCAGUGUGAACAUGAAAAUUUUAGUAUCCUGAAAAGUGGACAGCUAGGUCCCAAUUUUCACCUUUAGUGUUAGUGUCAACCCUUUAAAUACAAAGUUAAUCUAACUAAAGAUUGACAACGCCAUUAUCACUUUGAAGAACCACCUUUUCCUUUUAUUGAAAAUAGAUUUUUUGAUUUUAAAAAACAUUUCAUUAAUUCUUUGUGAAUUACACAUCAUGUACCCAAAUCCCACUUAUCUCUUUCUCCUAAUAUCUGCCCCUGCAUCCUCCUCCUCAAAUAUAAUAAAUUAAUAAUAAUAAUAACAAUCCAAAAACAAAACAUAAAAAACCUCUUGUUUUGGAAGCUGUAGUAUGUGAUAGUGUCCCACAGAAUACCCUUUUGUCCAUACAUCUUUACUUGGAAAUGUUCAUUGCAAUGAAUCAUUGGUCUUGUUCAAGGCCUCUGUGCAUGGUAGAUGAGUGGCAGGGCCAGUUCACCUGCAUCCCUGCCACCAGGGCAAGCUCUACUGUGCUGCUCAGGUAAGGUACAUGUCAAAUUCUCCUCAGUGCUGUGACCACUGAGGGAUGGAGCCAGCUCUGCACAGUUCUUGUACAUCAACAUAGUCUAAGGCACCAGCCUAGACUGGGGACAUCCUCAUGUCCUUAGUGGCAACAUGAGCCACAGACACCAAUACAGAUCCCUGGUGCUGUAUGUCUAUGAACCCAGACAUGGUCCUCAGUGGUAUCACUGGGUCUUCACCAUGAACUUAGGUGCCAGGCUAGGCAAAACCACAUCGACCUCUUAUUCUCUACUUUCAUAUUUCCAGUUCCAAGUCUCUUCACAAAGCUCAUAUUAUUCUGUUUCUUAUUCCUGCUCAUCUAUCCAUCACAUACUUGCAUAUCGCAGUGAUUCCUGCUGCAGGCAGGUAAAGCACCAGGAGGGCCUCCGAGUGUCUUCCUCCACCUGUACCACGUGGAUAGAUGUGGGUGGCCUGCUGGGUGUCUACGUGGUGUGGUGGCAGGUUGGCCUCUGUCUUAGUCAGGUGUGGGGAGCCGCCCUCACAUUCGCCGUUGCAAGAUGGCGCUGACAUCCUGUGUUCUAAGUGGUAAACAAAUAAUCUGCGCAUGUGUCAAGGGUAGUUCUCCAUUCCAUGUGCUAUGCUUUCCCCGUGACGACAACUCCGCCGAUGGGCUGCAGCCAAUCAGGGAGUGACAUGUCCUAGGCAGAGGAUAAUUCUCCUUAAAAAGGGAUGGGGUUUCGCCAUUCUCUCUCUUGCUCUUACUCUCUUGCUCUCUGGCUCCUGAAGAUGUAAGCAAUAAAGCUUUUGCCGCAG
Messenger RNA from Mus musculus (house mouse), 5441 nucleotides. RefSeq names its product pregnancy-specific beta-1-glycoprotein 29 (gene Psg29). The transcript is spliced from 5 exons. The record is from RefSeq and is marked validated. Bases 192 to 1598 code for a protein of 468 amino acids. NCBI's taxonomy places the organism in Eukaryota, Metazoa, Chordata, Mammalia, Rodentia, Muridae.